This is a messenger RNA of Alternaria arborescens, 1053 nucleotides long. RefSeq lists its product as hypothetical. Bases 1 to 1053 code for a protein of 350 amino acids. Gene Ontology annotation, biological process: regulation of transcription by RNA polymerase II; chromatin remodeling. Gene Ontology annotation, cellular component: NuA4 histone acetyltransferase complex; Swr1 complex. The transcript is spliced from 3 exons. Gene Ontology annotation, molecular function: histone binding. The record is from RefSeq and is a predicted model, not a curated record. Lineage: Eukaryota; Fungi; Ascomycota; Dothideomycetes; Pleosporales; Pleosporaceae.
AUGCAGGCAAUCCGGAACCUUUUCAAGAACGACCUCGUUCUGGUCGGCACAAACCUCACCGUAGUAGCCGGCGUUGCGACUUAUCUAGGCUCUCGGGUGGAGAAGAAACUGGACCGCAUGGAAGAGGAACAGGAGGCGCGCAUGGACGAGAUUGAAGGAACACUACGCGGUCACAUCGGCUUGAUUGAAGACUCGUUGGACAGGAUCGAAGGCAAGCCGAAUGCUGGGAAGCAAGACAAGUUGUACAACGAGCGGACAAGAGACGCGAAGGGAGGUGUAAUCGGUUCCGAAGCCUGGCAGUUGCCCCCAGUAGGCCACCCCGACCGCCCCAAGGGCGUGCCAGACGAUCACACCAAGCGCUGGACCGUAUACGUGCGAGUACCUGACGGCGAUCCCGAUAUCAGAGCAUGGCUCAACAAAGUCUCAUUCAAGAUUUUCAACACAUACGAAAACCCGCUGCGCAUGGUCGAGAAGCCGCCGUUUGAGGUUACCGAGACAGGAUGGGGAGGCUUCAACAUCGAUAUAAGACUGCACUUCCAGCCCAUCUCAGGCGAGAAGGCGCAAUACCGACAACACUUCUUGCAGCUGGAAAAGUAUGGUGACGACAAAAUGCAAGCAGAGCAGGAACGGUCAGGUUGUGUGCGCUCCGAAUUCCUCGAAGUUGUGCAGUUCAACGAGCCCACCGAAGCCCUCUUUGACGCCCUCACAUCGGAAGACCAGUGGAACUACCUCAUACCUGUCGGUAAGGGCGGCUCGAAGAAGGCAUCGCUGGGCGCAAACGGAAGACUUAGGCGCGGCCUGCCCAAUGGCGAGCGGAGCGCUCAGCUGCCAGAGAAGGGAGGCGACGAGGUUCCCUUCAGUCAGGAACAAGAGCAGGCACUACAAGAUUUCUUCAAACAAAAGAUGGAGGACGUAGAGAAGCAGUUGGACAAAGAGGCCAAGAAGAAGGAAGAGGUAGAGGCUAAGCUUAAAGCAUUACGCAGUGAACUGGGGCACGAGGCUGCUCAGCAGGCAGCGCAGCAGGCUAGUGGAGACAGGAGCCGGCGCAGGUGA